UUGUCUGUUUUUAUUACAUCUUCUACCAGUGAGUUUUUUGUCCAUACUGGGGAAUAUUUCAUGUCCUGAUGUUUGUGUGUGUCAGAAGAACGAAGCAAUCUGUGAGGGACAUGGCAAACAACUGGAUUACAUUCCUCCUCUUCCUAGAAAUAUCACCUCUCUCACAUUUAGUCGUAAUUCUCUGCACCACAUGAGAGAUAACGUUUUCGAUAAUAUAUCCCAUCUACACCUUACCAAACUUGUCUUAAGAAGGAACAGCAUUAAUCAAGUGAAUAAACGUGCUUUCCGGAAACUUCCUCACCUACUAUCCCUGGACCUUAGUGACAACAAUUUACAUGCAAAGAAACUUAAGAAAGUAGUUCAUGGAUUACAGACUGGGGUCAUACAGGAACUCUAUCUCACACAGCUGCAUAUGGCUAAUAUGUCAGAUGACUUUUUUGUACAGUUGAAAAAAUUAAGACGAAUUUACUUAGACGACAAUGUGCUUUACAAUUUCAGUGGAAACUUGUUGUCGUUACCCCAACAGAUGCAACUGAUUUCAUUGACGAACAACGAAAUUUCAUUUGUUGAAUUCAAGAGAGUGAUGCCGAAUAUGGAAGUUCUGAAUCUGAGGAAAAACAAAUUACUAUUAGUUCCAAAAUUCUGCUUUAGUGGCAAACCAAGUUUCCCGAAGCUUAAAGUUCUUCACCUGAGUGAUAAUCUAAUAUCCGUCAUAAAGAAAAGAAAUUUCAUGAAAGAAUGCUUGCCAAAUCUUCGAAAUCUAACGCUUGGAUAUAACAAAAUUCAGACCAUCGUUAAGAACUUCAUAAAUGGCUUACCUAAUCUUCAAUAUUUGUCACUCGAAAACCUUGCACCGGAUGUAACAGUUAAUGAAUAUUCUUUCAAUAGUUCUUCUUUGACGUUUUUAUACAUGGCAAACAAAAUGAAUAUUAUCAGUCAUGCUGUAAAUAUUUUCCAACAUUGUCGUAAUUUGAAAAUACUAGAUAUGACUGGGAUACAGCUUAACGCGUCACAUAACCUAGACUGGAAAUUGUUCAAGCUUUUUCGGCCUCUCACGAAACUUCAGGAACUUACAUUAAAAGGUACCGCUGUAUCAACCUUCCCGAAAACCCUCUUCACCAUCAUGCCAAACCUGAAAAAGCUUUCCUUACAAAACUGUUUUAUAAAUGAAUCCCACUUGGGGAUAUUUUCAUCGACAUCAGUAAAUUUGAAGACUCUUCUUUUAGAUUACAAUCUGAUAACUACUUUGACUAAAACAAACCUUCCAGAUCAUAUUGAACAAAUUGGCUUGAAAGGAAAUCCCUUCUUGUGUACAUGUAAUCUAGUUUGGUUUCGAGGGUGGAUUCAACAUCAUUCACAUCAGCUUCUCGGUUGGCCAAAAGAGUAUGUAUGCAAUCUCCCACAGGAAUGGAAAGGACGGAAUCUCGCUGAUUUCCAUCUAAGUUUCCAAUUUUGUCACCCUUUCAAUCCAUAUAUUCUGGUGGCUGUAUCGGUAUCCUUUGCAGUGAUUGUCAUCGUUAUAGUUUCGUGUGUAUUAUACCAAAAACGCUGGCAUAUUAAGUACUAUUUAUACCUCUUGCGUGCCAAAAGACGAGGUUAUGAAAUAUUAGGAGGCGAUGAAUUUGCCUUCGAUGUUUUUGUAGCUUAUAAUUCUAAUGAUAGAGUAUGGGUUAUUUCAGAAAUUGUACCAAAACUAGAGAAGGAAGCAAAAUUCAAACUUUGUCUACAUGACAGAGAUUUCCAAGUGGGAAAACUUAUCGUAGAUAAUAUAACCGACACCAUGCAUAGAAGCCGAAAGAUUCUUAUCAUUUUGUCUAACAGCUUUGCACAGAGCCAUUGGUGUCGAUUCGAAACCAUGCUGGCACAGUUGCGAACAAUAAAUAAGGAAAAGGAGAUGGUUAUUGUAAUUAUUUUGGAAAAUAUCCUUACAAAAAAUAUGACCAACUCUUUACAUGUUCUGCUGAAGACAACCACCUUCAUAGAGUGGACCAAUGAAAAAUCGGGGAAGGAAAUGUUUUGGAAUAGAGUGAUAUCCGCAAUCAAAUAUUAAUUAAAAAGACAUUUCAAAUUUCUAGCAAAAAUAUACAGGAUUUUCAAAGAAUAUGUUAAAGUGUAUAAGUGGUGUUUUGUCAGGAACAUUAGUAGUCAUACUUUUUUU
Saccostrea echinata is the source of this 2158-nucleotide messenger RNA. RefSeq names its product toll-like receptor 2. The coding region runs from base 191 to 2050 and encodes 619 amino acids. The transcript has a single exon. Gene Ontology annotation, biological process: inflammatory response; immune response; toll-like receptor signaling pathway. Gene Ontology annotation, cellular component: membrane. Gene Ontology annotation, molecular function: transmembrane signaling receptor activity; protein binding. Lineage: Eukaryota; Metazoa; Mollusca; Bivalvia; Ostreida; Ostreidae. The record is from RefSeq and is a predicted model, not a curated record.